Messenger RNA from Ctenocephalides felis (cat flea), 1835 nucleotides. Its product is annotated as probable ATP-dependent RNA helicase Dbp73D. Gene Ontology annotation, molecular function: ATP binding; nucleic acid binding. The record is from RefSeq and is a predicted model, not a curated record. NCBI's taxonomy places the organism in Eukaryota, Metazoa, Arthropoda, Insecta, Siphonaptera, Pulicidae. Gene Ontology annotation, cellular component: nucleus. The transcript has 11 exons. Bases 144 to 1646 code for a protein of 500 amino acids.
AUGAGAAAACGGUAAAUGCACAAGAUGCUGCUAAAGAUAAAAAUUUUGAAGAUACAGGAUUUACUAUCUUGGGAAAUGAGAACUUUCAGAAAAAAUUAAAGGUAAAAAGGGUUCUUCCAUAUUGGUUGGCCAAUCCAACAGUAAUGUCAUCAGAUUUAAAAAAUAAUACAACCAGUAUUGAUACUAUUGAUAUGUUGAACGAAACUAUAAAAAAUAAUUUAAAAGCUUUGAAAAUUGAUCAUUUUUUCCCAGUGCAAACGACACUAAUACCUUGGCUUUUACAAGGCAUAAAUGUUCCUGAACCUUUACGACAAUCUGAUGUUUGUGUUUCUGCCCCAACAGGAAGUGGUAAAACUCUUGCGUUUGUUAUACCUAUUGUUCAGGGUUUGUUAACAAGAAGAGUUCGUAAAGUACGUGCUUUAGUAGUUUUGCCUGUGCACGAAUUAGCUGUUCAAGUAUACAAAGUAUUUCAAAGUAUGAUAAUUGGAACUGAUUUAAAGGUGACCCUCUUAGCAGCUCAAAAAACACUUGUUCGAGAACAAAGUUUUUUAGUUAAAAAAUCUUGCACUGGAGAAUAUUUAAGCAAUUGUGAUAUACUAGUUUGUACAGCUGGUCGGCUUGUUGAACAUUUACAUUCAACUCCUGGAUUUACUUUGAAAGGUUUGCGAUAUUUGGUUUUGGACGAAGCUGAUAAAACAAUGGAGCAAACACAGAAUGAUUGGUUACUACAUGUUGAUAAUCACUUGAGGAAUGAAUUUAAUCAAACCGUUCGGUCCACAACAUUAUCAUUGAAAACUUUGAAGGAUAUUUCUGAACAACCGCAAAAAUUGUUGUUCUCAGCAACAUUAUCACAGGAUCCUGAGAAGUUGCAAAAAAUUGGUUUAUUUCAGCCAAGGUUAUUCACUACAGUUUCUAAAUCUCUUGACAAUGUGCAAUUACAAGGCAAAAGCAUCAAACGAGGAGAUUUCAUUGGAAAAUACACAACACCAGAGGAAUUAAAAGAAUAUUAUUGCAUUACUAAUAUAUCUAUAAAACCAUUGGCGAUGUUAACACUUAUUAAAGAAAAGUCCUGGAAGCAGGUGCUUUGUUUCACUAAUUCAUCUAAAGCAGCACAUAGAUUAUCACUUUUAUUGCAUCAUAUGGCACCAGAUAUGAAAAUUUCUGAGUUAUCAGCAGCUCUUGAUUUUAAAACAAGAGAAGACACAUUGCAGAAGUUUGCAAAAGGAGAAAUUAAUAUAUUAAUAUCAACAGAUGCUUUAGCUAGAGGAAUGGAUAUUGACAAUGUUGAUGUCGUUCUUUCAUAUGAUGCCCCACACCACAUUAAAAAUUAUAUACAUCGUGUAGGCCGAACUGGCCGAGCUGGUAAAUGUGGUGAAGCUGUUACUUUUAUUGAAAAAUCGUUUUCAACACAAUUUCAGGCAAUGAUAAAGAGCAGUGGAAAAAAUGCAUUACCAGAAAUAGAGAUAAGUUCUGAAGCUUUAGAAAAUAAUAUGGAAAAAUAUCGCAAUGCUCUAGAAAGUCUGAAGACAACUCUUCAGAAAGAGGAACAGACUAAUGUUAUUGUAAGCAAGAUGGAGAAGAAAGGAAAAUUAAAAAGGAAAAAGAAUACGAAAGCAUCAAAAAUUAAGAAAAUGAAAUUGAAUUAAUUUGUACCAUGAUAAUGUCCAAAACAAACAUGGAUAAAAAAUUCAUAAAACAUUAUGAACAUUCAGUGUUUAAAAGAUCAUGAACUUCAUAAUAUGCAACUAUGAUAAUGUGCAAUAUUGCAUAUUAGCAAUUGAAUCGCACACUAAAUAUAAGUAUGAGUACGAGUUUAUAUAAUUCGAAAGAGAAUA